This is a messenger RNA of Linnemannia hyalina, 3705 nucleotides long. The record is from the annotation of a GenBank genome assembly. Lineage: Eukaryota; Fungi; Mortierellomycota; Mortierellomycetes; Mortierellales; Mortierellaceae.
AUGAAAGAAAGGGAGUACGACUUGGAGAACGGCAACAGCGAUGACUUGUUCUUUGAGCUUUCCAGGCAACUAGGCGUUCCGCUUCCUCAAAACGGUGGCCACCCAAAUCAACCUGAGCCCUCACACUACUCUCACAGUCAUCGCCAUGGUGGCGGGCUCUCCAUUAUUACUCACACGUCUCCAGCUAUUAACAGAGGCGCCAAUAAUCACCAGUAUGGAUAUGGCCAGAGCCACCGCAACUCACACGGACAUGGCUACCACCCUCCUGGAGAGUCCAUCUACGGCCAUCAAAGCAACCCGUCCAACAACCCACCUGGAGGCCACAGUCACAGCAAUAACAGCUCCAUCUACGGCCAUCAAAGCAACCCGUCUAACAAUCCGCCUGGAGGCCACAGUCACAGCAACAACAGCUCCAUCUACGGCCAUCAAAGCAACCCGUCUAACAACCCACCUGGAGGCCACAGUCACAGCAACAACAGCUCAGUUCAUCGCGGACAGGGAGUAUAUGACGAGAAGCACUAUGACGAGAAGCACUAUGACGACAACCACGAUGGCCAGUCCUUGCGGAAUCGACGACCUGAUCAACUUCAGCAGCGGGAUUUGGAUCAGGGCAAGGCUGAGAGGAUGCUCAAGCGUCAGAAAUCCAAAAAGCAUCCCAAGGAGGACAAGGAGGAAGAGUCCAAGUUCCCCUCCUGCUGGGGUAUCUUUUCAAGGAUGGUGACGUGCUGCUUCCCUUCGCCUCUCUUAGCCUUCAUGGGCAAAAGCACAAAGGAGAUUCAACAAGCAUGGCGCGAGAAGGUUGCGUUGGUGAGCAUUAUCUUUAUGCUAUGUUUUACUGUUGGUUUCUUGACCUUUGGUUUCAACGUCGUCCUCUGUGGAAAGGGACCAAACCGCAUCCGUCACGGUCACGUCGAUACCCAGUCUGCUGUCCUCAUGGGCCGUACCUAUCUUCUCAAGGACUUUAGCCAUCCAGUUGUCCCUGGCAUUGCUCAAUCUACAAGCAACUUGCUCGCAAAGCCUUUCCCUGAUGCUGGUGGCAAGGAUAUGAGCUUUAUGUUCCAGAACAUCAACCGCGCCUGUAAGGGCGUCCUGAGCGGCAAGCAGCACGACCAGAACGGCAAUGUCUGGAACUACUUCCCUUGCGUUGUCACCAGCAUCCGAUCGGAUACCAAGCCCAUGCCGGGUAUGGACAAGCAGGGAUGCCACGUCGGGCCCACCUCGAUCAAGGCUCGUCAGGUUAUCAAGCAGCUUCGGUUCAUGGGUGAGGUGUACUUUAGUUGGGAGGACCUCAAGGAACCAGGCACCAACUAUGCCGUUUACAACGGAAAUGUCCUCGAUCUGAACCGUCUGAACUGGCUGGACGACAACAUUAUUGUCCCCCCUGGAUUGGCUCCCUUCCUCAACGGCACUUUUGCUGGCCAGGAUAUCAGUCUGAGCAUGUCCUUCACUAAGGAGCGCACAAAGAUCACCCAGUGCUUGGUCGAGAUUGUCAAGGUCGGCGUGAUUGACCAAAUGUCACUUGGGUGUGUCGUUGCCGAUAUUGUGCUCUAUGUCUCCCUGAUUGUCAUCCUGAGCGUCGUCCUGUUGAGAUUUUUCUUGGCCGUCAUCUUUGGCUGGGUACUGAGCUGGAGGUUGGGUUCCUUUGACGAGAAGACCUUUGCUGAGAAGUUGAAGCGUCAGGAGAUCAUUGAGGCCUGGGUCGACGACAACACAUCGCCCUACGUCGACAGUCCCAACUCUGAGACUAACCGUCGUGCGGAGCGCAUUCGCGCCAAUGUCAUGGAGGGUUCUCGCUUCAACUUCGAGUCUGGUGCUGCUACUCCCAACGGAUCCCAUGUCUCGGCCGCCACCGAGAUCCCUUUCCCUCUCGGUCUCCCCCCUCCAACUCGUCGCUGGGGCAGUUCACCUCCUAGCCCUCGUGCUGGUGGUUCAUCGAGUGCCUCCCUUGUUGGCUCAUCCAUGCCUCGUCCUGGUCAAAAGCGUGCUGACUCAAUGACUAUCACAGGAACCAACGCUUCUCGCCUCAGCCGCGCCGGUAUCAACGCCUCCAUCUCCAAGAUAAAAGGCGAGCACCAGUGCCCUCUCUUACACACGUUAAUGCUUGUCACAUGCUACUCUGAGGGUGUUGACGGACUCCGUGCCACCUGCGACUCGCUCGCCAACACCAGCUAUCCUGCAACCCACAAGCUGCUACUGAUCAUUGCCGACGGUAUCAUCCGCGGUGAGAACGAGGACAAGACCACCCCCGAAAUCUGCUUGGACAUGAUGACCGACUUUGUUGUCCCCCGCGAAGAGGUUGAGGCGCAAUCUUACGUUGCCAUCGCUGACGGAUCCAAACGCCACAACAUGGCCAAGAUUUACGCUGGAUACUACCGCUACGCCGAUGAUUGCGAGUUGCCGAUGGAGGACCGUCAGAAAGUACCCGUGAUUACGAUCGUCAAGUGCGGAACUCCUGCUGAGGCUCGCGAGAAGAAGCCAGGAAACCGUGGAAAGCGCGACUCCCAGAUCAUUCUCAUGUCGUUCUUGCAGAAGGUGAUGUUUGACGAGCGUAUGACCCCUCUCGAGUACGAGUUCUUCAAUGCCUUCUGGAACGUGACCAAGGUGACUCCCGACUUUUACGAGUUGGUUCUCAUGGUUGAUGCCGAUACCAAGGUCUACCCCGAUUCGCUCACCCGCAUGGUUGCUUGCAUGGCUCAGGAUCCCACUGUCAUGGGUCUUUGCGGCGAGACCAAGAUUGCCAACAAGAAAGAGUCUUGGGUGACCAUGAUCCAAGUUUUCGAGUACUACAUCUCUCAUCACUUGUCCAAGGCCUUCGAGUCCAUUUUUGGUGGUGUGACUUGUCUGCCCGGCUGCUUUUGCAUGUACCGUAUCAAAGCCCCCAAGGGUCCAAACCGCUACUGGGUUCCCGUCCUGGCCAACCCUGACAUUGUCGAGCACUACUCCGAGAAUGUCGUCGAUACACUCCACAAGAAAAACCUGCUCCUCCUCGGUGAGGAUCGCUACCUGACCACUCUGAUGCUCCGAACCUUCCCCAAGCGCAAAAUGAUGUUUGUGCCCCAGGCUGUCUGCAAGACCCAGGUCCCCAACGAAUUCAGAAUCCUGCUCUCCCAACGCCGUCGCUGGAUCAACUCAACUAUCCACAACCUGAUGGAACUGGUUCUGAUUCGCGAUCUCUGCGGCACCUUCUGCUUCUCGAUGCAGUUUGUCAUCUUCAUGGAGUUGGUCGGAACAGUCGUCUUGCCCGCUGCCAUCACGUUCACGCUCUACUUGAUCGCUAUCUCGUUUAUCAUGACCCCAGUCCCGAUCAUACCUCUGUUGCUUCUAGCCGCCAUUCUGGGUCUCCCCGCCAUCCUGAUCUUGAUGACCUCCCGCAAAAUUGUGUACGUUGGAUGGAUGGGCAUGUACUUGCUCUCGCUGCCCAUCUGGAACUUUGUCCUGCCCGCGUACGCGUUCUGGCACUUUGACGAUUUCACGUGGGGUGAGACGCGUAAGGUCCAGGGAGAAGGGGACCCCAAAGACGAUGUCCAUGGUGGCAAGGAAGGAGAGUUUGACUCGAGUAAGAUUGUGAUGAAGAAAUGGUGUGAAUUUGAGAGGGAGAAGCGGAUCAAGUUGGGCUUGACGAAUGGUAUCACUGGAUGGUACCAGCCAAUGUCCAACAUGGCCCAGGAUGACGGUGUUGGCGCUAGCGCUGGUGCUGGCAUGUAG